CUGCCUGGAAGGAGACAGACCAGAUCAACUGGCAAGGGCUACAAAGGGAUCUGCUGGCGUUACAGAGGAGACACAAAGCAGAUGGAGACACUCACUGCUCCAGCCUAGGAAGGAUUGUCUCUGAGCAGCCAGGGGAGGGGAUUGGAUCAGGGCGCUGGGGAGCGAGCCCUUAAUGUUGCUCUGUGAUGACUCACCUCGGCUUAGCAAUGAUUUCUGAUCUAAGGCUUAAGAAUUGCCCUUGGCCUGGUAUUGAAAAGCUAUGGUGCUGCUGUUUGGCAUUUGACUGUCAGGUGUUUUGUCUUUAUUUAUGGUGCUGAUGGGGCUUGGAAAUCACCCAGAACCCUGCUGGCUAGCUACAAAAACUGUGUUUGAGUGUAGAAAGCAAGCAAGCAAGGACUAUAUUUUGUUACCCCUCUGGCCUGCAAAGGCCCCCUGAAGGAGCCAUCGUGUGACUGGAUUUCUCAGAUUCAGAGUCACUUGUAAAGACUCGUUUCUUUUUUAUGCAGCAUCUUGAAGCAUUCUUGGUAUCUUUUUUCCCCUGCUCCUAAACAGCUUGGGUGUGCAGGGAUUUUUACAUUAACCUGCAGGUAAGAACGGCACCCACUUGCAAGAUUCAAAGAAUCAAGCAGGACUGUGUGGCUGUGCUUUGAGCUAAUUGGAUAUUGAUGUUCGUGGGGAGUGAGCUGAUUAUUUGUUCAGUCUGAAGCACUAGGAACUGAAUGCUGCCCUGGGGACUCCCACCAGUCAGUUUACCGGCAGGGUGUGCAGGGGGAAGGGGUGGAGAGAUUAUUGACAGUCUUAGGAGGUAAACUGGACCAUGUUCAGCCAGUCAGGAUAUCAAGCUCUUCCACUGGGGGACUAUAACCGUUUCCCACAGUCCAGCAUUGGAGUCUAUGGAUCUCAGAAGAGCUUAUUUUCCUUUGGGCAUGUGCAAGACCCAUGGGACCAGGUCCCGCAAAUGAAAGGUUCCUCCCAGCGCUGUCUGUCAUGGAUUUGCCAUGGGAUUGUCACAUCUUUGGCCUUCCUGCUGAUGGUCAUCACCUUCCCCAUCUCCGGAUGGUUUGUCUUGAAAAAAGUCCCUGCCUAUGAGCGAAUGACUGUAUUCCGCUUGGGCCGGAUCCGAGCCCCCCAGGGGCCAGGCAUGGUCCUGCUGUUGCCAUUCAUAGAUCACUGGCAACUAGUAGACUUGAGGACAAGAGCCUUUAACGUGCCACCACGUAAGGAUCCAGUGCUGUCUGUCAUGAUGGUGAAGGAUCUGAAUGCAGCCAUCCGAAUGACGGCCCAAAACGCCAUGACCAAGACCCUGCUGAAGAAGAACCUGAGGGAGAUACAGACGGAGAAGCUGCGGAUUGGGGACCAGCUCCUGCUUGAAAUCAAUGACAUGACCAAGUCUUGGGGCCUGGAAGUGCAUCAGGUUGAGCUGAUUUUGGAGGCAAUGCUGCAACCCUCCCAAGAGAGUCUGUCUGGACCUCUGACCAUGACACCCCCGAUCCCUGGGUUUGAAGGACUAGAUAGCACCAUUCAGCGGCUGGCUGCUCACUUCUUUAGCAACAGCAUGGCGGUGGCAGCAGCAGCUAGUCCUGAGACAGGUAACCAGCCCGACAGCGUGGUGACAGUGAAUGAGGCAGAACCACCAACUCCUACCAUCACCACCACCAGUAGCAGCAGCAGGAGGAAACCUAGCCCUGAGGAGCUGCUGUCAGCUGUGGAGCUGUUCCUGUCUGAGUCCUUGGUUAGCGCAGUCAGAGCUUCCUACCAGUUCAACAUCAUACUUCUGAGUGGUGCUCAGGGCACCUACUUCAUAGAUCUCACUGCAGGCAGUGGGCGGAUUGGCCGUGGGGACCCUGAGCGCAACCCUGAUGUGAUUCUGGAGAUGAUGGAAAAUGACCUGCAGGCUUUCUUCUCAGGUGAACUUCAUCCUCUGAGUGCCUACGUGAGCGGGAGGUUGCAUGUCAAGGGCGACCUGAGUGUUGCCCUGAAACUGGAGGAGCUCUUCAAGGCAAUGAAACAACGUAGAUAGAGAAAGAGAAUGUGUGUGAGAGUGUGCAUGCACAUGUGUGCAUGGUGUGAGAAGGCAGGAGUAGCAAAGAGUCUGGCAGGAGAACCAUCUGAUUGUGAAGGGAGUGAGGAUUCAAGCUCUUCUAUUCUCUAUUUCAUGCUCUGGGGAUAUUGAUCAUUGCCCAGGGAAGCAGGAAGACAAAUCCCCUCUUUGAUGGGAUCCCUGGGGUACAGCCUGGGACCAUGGGACUGCUGUACCCCCUUAACUCUCCAGCCUGGGCUGUCUCUCACAAUGCUUUGCAAAUGAUAAGCAGCAAACCCCUCUAGGUGCUGUGAUCACUCAGCACAACUGCAUGUGGAACCCCACACGCAGAUUGCAUGAAUGCUCCCAGAGCCACUCAUGAAUCACAGAGAAAGGCACCAGCUGAAUCCCCCCAGUUCCCAGCACUGUACUUCAAGAAUAUACCAUCUUGCACUGCUCAAGACAGCAGUGCAAGUUUAUUAAUUGGUUUGCCACUUCAUCAAUGGAAAUUGGAUAUACACCAGCCUUUGCAAACCUGAGCAGAUUUACCAAACACU
This is a messenger RNA of Mauremys mutica (yellowpond turtle), 2577 nucleotides long. RefSeq names its product stomatin like 1 (gene STOML1). Gene Ontology annotation, cellular component: plasma membrane. Lineage: Eukaryota; Metazoa; Chordata; Testudines; Geoemydidae. The record is from RefSeq and is a predicted model, not a curated record. The transcript is spliced from 7 exons. The coding region runs from base 818 to 2020 and encodes 400 amino acids.